UGGCUCGCUGCGUUCCAGUAAUCCUGUCUGGAUUCAUUGGGAAUGGUCGGACUCUAGGACAGGGGCAGGACUUUCUGAGAACCUGGAUUAUAUAUACAUAUAUAUAUACACAUAUAGACUUAUUUAACCGAAACAAGACUGAAGAGGAUUUCUUGCUUCAUCAGAGUCUUUUCCCACAGGGCACCCACUAUCUGCGUCUUGCCUCUCAGGAUGUCAAGUAUGGUGCUGCUGUAGUGUAGAGGACAACCAUCUUAGGAUCUACAGACAGGGAAUCGACCGGUUGGUCACCAUGCCUCACCUAAGUAUCAGCCCCAGCUGCAGCUCCAUCUGGCUCAUCUGUCUUCUCCUGACUAUACACGCUCAUGCCAAAGAUGCCCUUACUGUACCCCAGGUGAGGCUGUCAGCCGACUGGGAUACACAGCAACUAACCAUAUCCUGGCAGGGAGGAGCAGCCACAACUUUUGACCUCAUGAUCCUAAGAACCGAACUCAAUGAAACUGUCUUCUACGAGACGGUGAAUGUGCCAUUGAAUCAGGCAAGUGGGCAGCACCAGUGGACUUGGACCUCAGUUGAACCUCUGGAGUGUACCUCACUGUCAAUCAAAAUCCGCUCAAGAGAUGGGCAAACAACAAGUGAAUGGAGCAACACUCAGAUACUUCAAGGGAACGAUCUUCCCAGCAAAGAGAAAUUCCAGUUUUACCCCCAGGACAGAAUUGUACCUGUGGGGACCAACACCACCUUCUGUUGCAUUGUGGAAGAGGGGAAGGUCUUUGGGAGCAUCCUUUUAGGCCACACGGUCAUAAACACAAGACGACUGAGUAGGCGAAGCUAUGCUGCUACAAUAGUUAAUCAGGGACCAUCCAGCAGAACAGGAACCAACGUCAUCUGUUACGACGACCCGAAGACAAAACUGACUGGAGCAGUGGUGUUUGUUGGAUAUCCACCACUGCCUACUGAUUUUGUGUGUGAGACUCAGGAUUUAACCUCAGCCGUGUGCCAGUGGAAUGAAGGACGAGACUCACACUUGUAUGGCAAACGACAAACAUACUACUCAGUAAACAAGAGUCCGCAACAGAAACGGAGAGAGAUUUCUUUUAACCGGUGGGAUGGUAACUGGACACUGGUGGCUGUGAACCAUCUCGGCCAGUACACCCUCACUGACUUCGCGGAAUUAGGUCACAGAGUGCACCCAGUAGCACCAGCUAACCUGACCUCAGUUAACCGUGCCUGGAAUGCCACUGUGGCAUGGCAGUGGAAGUUUGACAGCUAUUCUUCCCUGGCUCUUGACUGCCAGGUGGAGCUCACCUCUAAUGGGCAAAAAACAAAGCGUACCUUCUCUGGUGUGGGUCUGCGGUCUGUGGUUCUAUCGGACCUGCAUCCUGAUGAGGAUUACAGUGUACAAGUCCGCUGCGGUGCCCAGGAGAAUUUCUGGAAGUGGGGAAACUGGAGCAAACCAUUUUCCUUCAAAACUAGCACUACUGUUCCUGAUGCUCCUGAUGUGUGGGUGUGGAUGAAUAGAGACAAUACUGGCCAGGUCCUUUGGAAGCUUCUGACUCACAGACAGAACCACGGUCAGAUCACAGCGUAUGAAGUUACUUUCUGGAGCCCCGGCGAAACUCUACAGCACACAGAUGUCUUUUCGCCGGAUACUUCUGUUGCUCCAAUAAACCUCACAAAGAUUGCUGCCUUCGAGAGUGGCAAGGUCAUUGCAACCGUCAUUGCAAAGAACAAUGCUGGGGCGUCUCAACCUGCAAAUAUACCUCUGCGCUUGACAGAUGUGGAACCCUUAACUGCAUCCAGGGCAGUUUAUGUGGAUGGAGGUUUCCCUCUGUUUUGGCAGAGUGAUGUCAACGCCACCUGUGGUUAUGUGGUGGAAUGGCAUGAUGCCUCUUGCAUGUCGGACUGCCCCGUGGAGUGGAUCAAGGUGGCAGCUGGAAACACUAAUGUCUCUGUUGAGUCAGCCAACUUCCAGCCGGGCGUGAGGUACACCUUUUCUCUGUACAGCUGCUCCAUGGAGCCCCCAGAGCUGCUGCAGCGCUGGCAGGGAUACAUGCAGGAACUGAUCCCUUCCAGUCUUGCCCUUCUACCAACCCGUCAACAGGGCUCUAAUAUUCUCCUCACCUGGGGAGAAAUCCCGCUGGUCAACAGAAGAGGCUUUAUCUUGGGCUUCAAUGUUUACAUGAGCAAUGGCUCGCAGUUCACACUUCUGGCCAACCUAUCAGACCGAGGAGCCAGGAACUACACAGUAAAAGGUUUACCUGAGGGCUCCUAUAAAUUUACUGUCAAGGCCUACACCGUAGCAGGCGAGGGCACAGGCGCCCCUGCCUCCAUAACGCUGGAGCCAUACACUGAUUGGCUGAUCCUGGAAAUCUUGACAUCUCUGGGAAUCACGGCCUUAUUCCUGGUCAUUGUCACCUUCAUUUGCUACAAGAAAAGGAAAUGGGUGAAAAAGGCGUUCUAUCCAGACAUACCUGAGCCCAAGCUGCCUGGUGAUUGGUCCAGAACACAGGGGCCAUUGGAUGUGAAGCCAUCUUCUCACAGUGUGGUCCAUAUUGUAGAAAGGCCUGAGUUGGAUUCUAGUAAAGAAAUGCUUGUUGUCAUACCUGAAGAAGACGAAGACGAAGAAGGGCAGGGGAUAGGAGACGAGCCAGUUGACACAGAUGAGCCAGCGUCAUUACGUUACUACAACCAAGUCGUAGAUGAGCGGCCCAUAAGACCACGUUUCCCAGACUCAUCUGCUUCUUCUGCAUCUUCUUUGGAUUCAGCACGCACCGAUGUGACGUACACAGGGAUUCAGACCUCAGGGUCUUCUUUGGUCUGGCUGGAUUCACAGGGCUCCUCUGAGGAUCAACAACCUCAGGCUGAGCUGUCCGUUAACUGUGGAGGUGGAGGAGGGGGUUACCGGCCCCAGAUGCAACCUAGAGCACCAAGUGAAGACAUGGGUCUAGCUUCACCUGAGCCUUUCUUAGAGCCCCAGGCUGCCAUUGCUGGGGGCUACAAACCCCAGAGCUCCUGGCAUUUUGACUCCCCAGUGGAGGCUGGGGAAAGUGCUGGCCGGGCACCCUCUCUUGGAUCCCCGACCUCUGUUGCUUCCACCGAGUUCCUCCUUCCAGGAGGAGAGGAACAUGCAGAGGAGAAACAGCAGCUGUCAUCGUCGGCAGCAACCUGGUUCACUAACCUGUUGUCAUCAACAAAACCGUGAUAUCAUCUCUCUCACUAUAGGCAGCCAGGCCAGGGGGGUUAACAUAAAACUUUCAGAUUCAUUGCUGUUACCAGUGUCAUGCUUAAAAGAUUUCUUCAUACCUCUUAAUUUCCACCAUAUUUUUUGCACCCCCUGGCAACCUGGUGGCUGUUAUGUCCUCUCAUUGCCUUUUCUGUGACUCCCUGUAAUGGGCAUUUGGCAGUGGCAUAUCCUGUGUUUCAGUUGAGUGUAUCCAGUUUUUAACUUGCAUUUGGGAUGGUUUUAUUUUUUGUGAUGUGAACUUUACUACACUACAGAAGAAAACAGAAAGCAAGAAUGACUGCUCAUGAAAAAAUAAUGGACAUUUUUGGAGAAACACUACACAAUAACAGCUUCAACAGAAAGUAGCUACGUAGACUUACUGCCCAUGUCUUCUGCUGAUGAGCUACUGAAUGGGAAUGGGGGAAAAAAGCGUUUGGCUGUAAAAAUCAAUACAAACGUAGCUUCCAACUUUACAGACGUGAUCUAUUUUUUUUUUUUAAAUGACUGAACAUUGAGAUGUUAAUUGAAAGAUGAGAAUGAGAACAGUCAUUUUACACAGUUACAGGAGUGGUGCUUUCUUUUAUGGUCUGGAAUUGUGUCAUUGAUGAGCCCAGUGGAUAUACACUGAUAUAAGCUAGAACAUACAUUUUUGUCUUAUUUUAUGUUAUGAAAUGCAUUUCACAGUCAGGCCAGUGUCCUUUUUUAAUCUUAUUCUGCAUUGUGCUCAACCGGAUGAUAUUGAUACUCUGGUACUGGUAUUGAACAAAAUUAUGAGAAUCAACUUGAGAGGGUAAUUACAAGUUAAAUUGCCUUGAUAAAUGUAAUGCUUCCAGUAAUUUGCACCAUGUCACCUUUCACACAUCGCCUUUCUUCUAAAUGUUACGUAUAAAGAGAAGAAACCUUACACUAAUACAGUAGGGAAUUGAACAGAUAUGUAUUGUACAGACAUAAAUCAAAUUUAUAAUAUUGGGCUACAUCAAAAUUGCCAUAGUGUUACUCUCAGCCCUGUCAGCAUAUAUUGUGUGGAAAUGAAGAAUUAGUUUUCUUUGUUUGCUUUAUUUUCAGACCCAAAGGGAAGGCUGAUUUGAGAAGUUCUUUUUUAGGGCGAUAUAAGUCUACAGUACAUUUAAGGUUGUUUUUUUUCAUUGCAAAUG
Molecule: messenger RNA, 4377 nt
Organism: Larimichthys crocea (large yellow croaker)
Lineage: Eukaryota; Metazoa; Chordata; Actinopteri; Sciaenidae
Gene: lifra
Product: LIF receptor subunit alpha a
Exons: 18
Coding region: 290-3202 (970 amino acids)
Molecular function (GO): protein binding
Source: RefSeq, a predicted model, not a curated record